Messenger RNA from Racocetra fulgida, 732 nucleotides. The record is from the annotation of a GenBank genome assembly. Lineage: Eukaryota; Fungi; Glomeromycota; Glomeromycetes; Diversisporales; Gigasporaceae.
UAAUGCUUGUUUCAAAUGCCACUAAGUUUCAUGUUUGGCUUAUACCACAACGUUGGUACCGAGAUACACUAGUUGAAGACGUUUCAGAAUUUAAAAAUGAGGUGGUGAUUACUGUGACAUCAAAUGAGAACGUUGAUGUAUUCGAAAAUGCUAUGCAAGUUGACUUUUCACACUUAGAAAGUAUCUGUGGAAAUCAUAUUUUUACCAAGCCGAUUAAUCAUAAAAUGAUGUGUAGGCAACAAUGGGGAAAAGGGUUUGGCAUGUUGAAAAAAGCGCUUAACUUAGCGAUUAUGACAAAUAGAUCAGAUGAGCUUUAUGAAAUCCAUGAAGAACUUAUUAAAGAAAUGGAGAUGGAACUUGAAAAUCAAGAGGAUAAUGCUACAAAAAAUAAUAAAUUUGAGGAGCUUGCUCGCACUAUAAAUAAUCCAAUUAGUAUUAGAACGAAAGGUAGACCGGGUAAAAGAAUUAGGGCUUUUAAUGAUAUGGCGAAUAUAUUGAAUAACAAGAAAGGAAAACAUAAAGUAUUACGAAUUAAUCAAGGUCAAAAAUCUGUAAGUGAUACAAAAGAAGGUGGUGUGAGCAAGAGAAAAUGUAAAAAUUGUGAAUUGAGCAGCCAUAAUGCACGAACGUAUCCCAAUAUUGUAGAAUGUAAUAAUGUUGAAACAGAGUCUGUAAGUGAUACACCAGAAGCUAGUACAAGCAAGAGAAAAUGCAGCAAUUGCGGUUUGAAAG